Phytophthora infestans T30-4 is the source of this 1635-nucleotide messenger RNA. RefSeq names its product lysyl-tRNA synthetase. The transcript is spliced from 5 exons. The coding region runs from base 1 to 1635 and encodes 544 amino acids. Gene Ontology annotation, biological process: lysyl-tRNA aminoacylation. The record is from RefSeq and is a predicted model, not a curated record. Gene Ontology annotation, molecular function: lysine-tRNA ligase activity; ATP binding; tRNA binding. NCBI's taxonomy places the organism in Eukaryota, Oomycota, Peronosporomycetes, Peronosporales, Peronosporaceae. Gene Ontology annotation, cellular component: cytosol; cytoplasm.
AUGCUACGCAACGUGUGGCUACGCCAUGGUGCCUUUGCUCGGCGUCUGCUAUCGACAGCACCGACCGUGUCAGCGGUUGAAGCGAUGGAGCGUUUCCAGGACGUCCCGAAGUUCACGCAAUACCCACAUUCUUUCCCUGUGAGCAUGUCACUGCUGGAAUAUCAACAGAAGUUUGAGGCUCUGGAACCGAAAGCUCGAUGCACAGAGGAGGCUGUGGCAUUGGCAGGACGCGUGGUUGCCAUUCGUCAUGCCAGCAAGAAUCUCGUUUUCGUAGAUCUCCAGAGCGAUGGCCACACGGUGCAAGUUCUGUCAGAGGUGAAACACUUUGAAGGGUGCAGUGACGAAGCUGCUGAAGAUACGGAAGCGGCAAAGAAAGAGUUUAAAGCGUUGCAUGAAAGUUUGCGUCGCGGUGAUAUCAUUGGCGUGAAGGGCUUUCCGGGUAAGUCUGGGAAAGGAGAGCUGAGUAUCAUCCCGCGGAAAUUGGAAGUGCUGGCACCUUGCAUCCAGCCCUUUCCGAACAGCAAAUACGGAAUUAAGGAGCCGGAAAUCCGCUUCCGCAAGAAAUAUUUGGAUCUAUUGACGAAUCCAAGUGUGCGCCCGAUUUUCGAGACGCGCGCGAAAGUGGUGCGAGGAAUUCGAAAAUAUCUGGAAGACCGCAACUUCAUAGAGGUUGAGACGCCGAUGUUGUUCUCGGCGGCGGGCGGUGCGGCUGCUCAGCCGUUCGUGACCAACUCACGUGCACUCGGUAAAGACUUGUACCUACGCAUUGCACCGGAGCUGUUCCUGAAGCAACUUGUGAUUGGUGGCUUCGACCGCGUAUUCGAGAUCGGCAAAGUCUUUCGCAAUGAAGGCAUCGACGCCACACACAACCCAGAGUUUACUAUAUGCGAGUUCUACCAGGCAUACGCAGACUAUAACACACUCAUGGACACCGCAGAAGAAAUGAUCUCAGGUAUCGCCAAGAACGUGACUGGAGCAUACAAGAUCCAAUACCCUAUGGACGAGACCACCGAAGGCGCUGAGGACGAGUCUGCUAUGGUGGAGAUCGACUUUACACCGCCGUUCAAGCGCCUCCCGAUCCUCGAGACCUUAGAGGAAUGCCUCGGUGAGAAGCUCCCGGACGUCAAUUCUCCAGACUCGAUCCCAGCGCUGCUGGACUUGUGCGAGCGCCACAACGUGGAAUGUGCAAAGCCGCACACGUGCACACGUCUAGUAGACAAACUCAUCGGGCACUUUGUCGAGCCCAAGUGUGUGAACCCGACAUUCCUGUAUAACCACCCGAAGUGUAUGAGUCCGCUGGCCAAGGCACAUCGCGAGCAAGAAGGCGUGACCGAACGCUUUGAGCUGUUUGUAGCGGGUAAGGAGCUGUGUAAUGCGUACACGGAGCUGAACGACCCGUUCGACCAGCGUCAGCGGUUCGCUGCACAGCAGGCAGAUCAACAGCGCGGCGACAGCGAGGCACACAGCAAGGACGACGAGUUCUGCACGGCCCUCGAGUAUGGACUGCCACCCACAGGCGGCUUUGGCAUUGGCGUGGAUCGCCUGGUCAUGCUGCUCUCGGGCAAGCCACAUAUAAGGGAAGUGAUCAUGUUCCCUGCCAUGAAGCCCAAGGACGACGUGCAGGAGCAGCCGUGA